AUGAGUGGCCGGUCUCCCGUUCCGCCCGGAAAUUAUAUUGUCCUUGCCAGUAACCAGACCCCAGUUUCUGUUAGCUUGACAACAGAAUGCGCGCCUCGCCGUGUCAAACCCCACGAUACUAGCACAGAAUCCCAAGGCCGGAAGGAUCGGGACGAUCUGCAGGAGCAGUUUCGCGACAGCCUCCGCCGACGAGAUGGGUGUUGUGCGCUUACCGGUCCCCCUCAGGUGUUCAACAAUACAAGACCUUUCCGGGGUCUGGAGUCUACACACAUUUUCCCCGUGAGUCUCCUAGAGGAGUGGAAUCGCGGCAAUUACAGUCGUUACGUGACAGAUCCCAGCCCCGCUAGUGUGAUUGGGGCGUCAAAGAUGUUCUCCCCACAGAAUGGGCUCCUUCUUCGCUCCGAUUUGUAUUCCUUGUUUGAUGAUUUUGAAACUGGAGCUGGCUUUAAAAUCAUCAUAUUCUCAAGCGAAAGGGGCGAGGCGAGACUAGGAGGGACUCGUCUUCGGGACUCUGCAAGAUCGGGAAGCCAAGGGGUGAACGCGGAUCUCCUCCGUUGGCAUUUGCGUAUGUGCCUGUACCGGAAUCUGAAGACCCAUGCUGAGCCACAAAUUCUCUGGGAGGAGGAUAUUGGGGAGGACUCAAUGGGGACCAUCCUAGCGCAGCCAGAUGCUGCUGCACGGAUGGAAGCGGAGCUUUUUACGCGCCUAGGAAGCAUGAUCGCGUAG
Penicillium paradoxum is the source of this 726-nucleotide messenger RNA. RefSeq names its product HNH endonuclease signature motif containing protein. Bases 1 to 726 code for a protein of 241 amino acids. The transcript is spliced from 4 exons. The record is from RefSeq and is a predicted model, not a curated record. Lineage: Eukaryota; Fungi; Ascomycota; Eurotiomycetes; Eurotiales; Aspergillaceae.